Messenger RNA from Pyricularia pennisetigena, 1035 nucleotides. RefSeq lists its product as uncharacterized. The transcript has 2 exons. The coding region runs from base 1 to 1035 and encodes 344 amino acids. The record is from RefSeq and is a predicted model, not a curated record. NCBI's taxonomy places the organism in Eukaryota, Fungi, Ascomycota, Sordariomycetes, Magnaporthales, Pyriculariaceae.
AUGUAUGAUAAGCGAUAUUUCAAUACAUCUGCAUUGAAUAAUGUGUCUAUGUCUUCCACCGAACAUUUCUCGGCGCCUUCAAUUAUCACAAACAUCCCGGUCGAUAAACCCCAGUCUCUGAAAGAAACUUCCAGCACUACGAAGACCCUGACGUCUGCACAUUUUCAGGUUGGUACGGGGAACGUGGAUCGCCCCCCAGACGCAGGCUCCACUAUACUACACUCGACUCAAAUUGAGACUCUACCAAGUUUAUCUCCCUUCCCAGCUCAGCCAACCGACGUGAUAUUAAAAGCCAACACAGCCUUUUCAAGUGCGCAAGUGAGAAAACUGGAGAUGACUCCUGCCAUACCGUCCACGUCAAGAGUUCGUAUAGACAGAGCUGCGGAAACGGAAACUCCUCAAAGCUCCUUUACAAUAUACUUCACCCAGCCACUAAAGCCAGUACAGACUGAGCAAGAUGUUCCCGGGACAGGUGGCUAUACUUUGACAGCUGCUACCGCAAAGCCUCAUGCAUCAGCUGCACCAAAAAGCACCGUCGUACCCCUAAUUUCAACUGUCGAGCCCAACGUUCAAAGCGAGGGCUUAGAAGCAACAGCCCAUUAUACAUCUACCAGGAUGGACAGCACAGCUAAUGCAACUGUUCGUGGUUUGCUCGUAGACACAUCAGGCACGGAAAAGUCAACUCGGUAUCCGUUCCAAAGACCCUCCCAAACCCCUAGUGCCGAACAUGACCAUCAGAGCAGCAAGGGUAACCAAGAGAACUCCAAUCCGGGAACUUCUGCCGGCAUUGCCAUUGGCACUAUUUCUCUUGCAGUAUUGGCGGGAUUGGCCGGCUUUUGGGCAUUUUUGCGGUACAAAAGGCAUGGAAAUAGCUUUGAGAAUACUAGCAACGGGAAAUGGCUAGGAAGUCUAAUAGAGUCAUUGAGAGCUUUCUUCCACCAGAACGUAGAGAGGUCGUUCAAUCGUAAUCGAGGCAUCAGCGAAGCCAAGAUAUCCGCCCCGUUCGCUCAGACAAACUCACUUAACUGGUCAUGA